AUGCACAAUGUAUUCCUUGGUUUACUCAGCAAUCAUGGUAAAGAACUUUUUGGACUGAAAAUUUCAGGCAAGAAGGCAUCCAAUCGAACAAAUACCAAGCACUUUGGACAAAAAUCUCCAACCUCCGAAUCCAAUCAUGAGAGUGAUUCCAAAGAUGAUUGCAAAGAAGAUUUUCCUGAUGAUGAUGUUACCGAAGAUCCUGAAGUUGCAAUUUCAGAAGAACUCAAAGAGCUCCUGAAAGCAUUCCAGGACCUGGAUCUGAGUAUCCCAACAUCUCCUUCUGAUUCGGAUUCCUGUUCCUCAGAAGGCUCUACUCAAAGCAUAUUAGAAACAGAAAGUGAGAGCAAUCAGGAUCCUGUGGUGACGGCUGAAAAUGAUAUUCCUACCAUGCUGAAUCCGCUCGGAGCACGGGCACGUGCCGUCAACAGUUGGUAG
Puccinia triticina is the source of this 435-nucleotide messenger RNA. RefSeq lists its product as uncharacterized. Lineage: Eukaryota; Fungi; Basidiomycota; Pucciniomycetes; Pucciniales; Pucciniaceae. The transcript is spliced from 2 exons. The record is from RefSeq and is a predicted model, not a curated record. Bases 1 to 435 code for a protein of 144 amino acids.